AUGCCACCUGAACGCCCCAAUGUACCGGUGAAGCUGUCCUUGCCCUUGCAAUACCAGCAGGACAUCUUCACCGAACUGCGCUCGGAGGAUGAGUUGGUGAUCCUUGCUCGGGGCCUUGGCCUCUUACGCCUGGUGACGAAUUUGCUACAUUUUUAUGAUGCUGCAGGAAACAAUUUGGUGCUUGUUGUUGGCGCAGAUGACCGCGAAAAUGAAUGGAUUGGAGAAGCAUUGGCUGAGCACUAUGCUAUCAGCAAAACCCCUCUUGCCAGGGGCCUCAAGGUGAUCAAUACGGACAGGGCCACGGUUCCGAUGCGCGAGAAGAUCUACUCCGAAGGUGGUAUCCUGAGUGUAACAUCCAGGAUACUAAUAGUUGACUUUCUGUCGAAGCUGCUCGACCCUGAGAAGGUCACUGGUAUGGUCGUGCUUCAUGCUGAUAAGAUUGUGGCAACGUCCAUUGAAGCAUUCGUUAUCCGGGCAUAUCGAGAACACAACAAACGUGGAUUCCUAAAGGCCUUCUCCGACUCCCCGGAACCAUUCACGACCGGAUUUGCCCCUUUGGCGAAUUCCCUGCGCAACCUCUUCCUUCGCAAGACUUCUUUAUGGCCACGCUUCCAUGUCACCGUUGCGGAGGCUCUCGAGGGCCACAGAAAAGCGGAGGUGAUCGAACUUGAAGUCCCGAUGAGUGAUAAGAUGCGCGAGAUACAGAACGCCGUCCUUGAGUGCGUGGAGAUUUGUAUAGGAGAGCUAAAGAAAGCAAACACGGGACUUGACAUGGCAGACUGGACACUCGACAGUGCUUUACAUAGGUCUUUUGAUAUUGCAAUUAGGCGCCAGCUGGAUCCCAUAUGGCACCGUGUGAGCUUCCGGACCAGACAGAUCGUCAGUGACUUAUCAGACCUUCGGGCAAUUCUCCAUGCUUUGCUCACCUAUGACGCCGUCUCGUUCCUCAAAUAUCUUGAUACGAUUGUCACAGCACAUACUCCGCCUCCUGGGUCCACGAAACAUAGCUAUUCACCAUGGCUGUUCCUCGACGCAGCCGAUGUGCUGUUUCAGACCGCGAGAUCAAGAGUAUAUCAGGGGAGAAUCAGCAACGAUGUAGUCCGCUCAUCGUCCACAUCUCUACCUACCACACUCCAGCCCGUUCUGGAAGAACAGCCAAAAUGGGAAGUCGUAGCGGAGGUCCUGCAAGAAAUCGAAACGGACGCAUAUCUCAAUCCAGUCAACGUGGACGAGUCCAACAGUACUGUCUUGAUCAUGUGCAGUGACCAACGGACCUGUCGGCAACUUCGCGAGUACAUGGGCACGAUGCAUGCCAACGUGAGUAGCAAGAAGCAGGAGACAAGGGAUACAUCGGAUCCAGGUGAUGCCAUCCACGAGAAGAAGGGUUCCGCUGAAGUCAUGAUGCGCCGAAGGCUGCGGGAUUAUAUGGACUGGAAGUUAUCCUUGUCUAAUGUUAGCAAGAACUUUUCGUCAAAUCCCGCGGGUGACGGUUCCCAGUCGCCUGCGGUGAAUUCACCUGGUUCUCUAAACCAAGGAAGAGCCCCAAUGAACAAGCGGCGCCGCGUCCGAGGAGGAGGCACUCCAUCCGUCCCAGCACGCGCGCCCAACAGCGGUAUCCAAGUAGAUAUUGAACCUCCGGCCCAAGUGUCGGCACUCCUAGAUGAAAUUCAGCCUACUGAGGUAGAAGAGACCCAAAAAGAGGAGGUUAUCGUCGAUGAUUUGGAAGAUAUGGACGAUUACUACGAAUUGUACGAUAUGGAUGACUUGGUUAUCAUACACCCUUACGACGGUGAUAUGGAUGAGCAUAUUCUGGAAGAGGUUCGGCCUCGGUACAUCAUCAUGUACGAGCCAGACCCUGCAUUCAUUCGACGAGUGGAGGUCUACCGCAGCUCCCAUGUUGGGAGGGACGUACGCGUUUAUUUCAUCUACUACGGGGGAUCUGUUGAAGAACAGCGCUACUUGAGCGCCGUACGGCGAGAGAAAGACUCGUUCACAAAGCUCAUCAAAGAGAAAAGUAACAUGGCCGUCACCAUCACGCAUGACAAGAGUCAAGUAGACCCUCAAGAACAGUUCCUUCGCACCGUGAACACCCGUAUCGCAGGAGGCGGCCGACUAGCCGCAACAGCAUCACCACCCCGAGUCGUGAUAGAUGUACGCGAGUUCAGAAGCGCCCUUCCAUCCCUCCUACAUGGCAACAACAUGAUCGUCGUCCCCUGCCAACUCACAGUGGGCGACUACAUCCUCACGCCCGACAUCUGCGUAGAACGCAAAUCAGUCCGCGACCUGAUAUCCUCCUUACGAAACGGCCGUCUCUACAACCAAGCAGAAACCAUGCUCCAACACUACAAGAACCCCCUUCUUCUUAUCGAAUUCGAUGAAAACAAAUCCUUCACCUUCGACGCCUUCGCCUCCGCAACCACCCCCGGCACAACCUUCCUCACCGACUUCGGUUUCUCCUCCUCCGGCACAAGCACCCUAUCCGCAAACAGCUCCCUCGUCAACCCAUCUAGCCCCAAAUCCGCCCAACACUUACUCGUUCUCCUAACUCUCACUUUCCCCCGGCUCAAGAUCAUCUGGUCCUCUUCCCCCUACCAAACAGCAGAGAUCUUCGCCGAGCUGAAGAAGAACAACCCGGAGCCGGAUCCGAUUCGGGCUGUUCAGACCGGGCUAGACAUGGAUAUUGCGGCGUCAUCGCACUCGGGCGAUAUUAUGGCUGCGGCGGGGAUCGAGCAUCGGGUCUUUAAUCUCUUGCCUCAGGAUAUGCUCCGGGCGGUUCCGGGCGUUAAUCCUAAUGUCCUUGAGCGGUUGAUUGUGGAGACGGAGAAUAUUCAUGAGAUUGCGAAUAUGAGCGUGGAGCAGUUGGAUCCGUUGGUUGGGAUAGAGACGGCUCGGAAGAUAGUGGGGUUCUUUCGUAAGAGUGUGUUUGAGAGUUGA
This is a messenger RNA of Aspergillus tubingensis, 2934 nucleotides long. RefSeq names its product ssDNA endodeoxyribonuclease RAD1. The coding region runs from base 1 to 2934 and encodes 977 amino acids. NCBI's taxonomy places the organism in Eukaryota, Fungi, Ascomycota, Eurotiomycetes, Eurotiales, Aspergillaceae. Gene Ontology annotation, cellular component: nucleotide-excision repair factor 1 complex. Gene Ontology annotation, biological process: double-strand break repair via single-strand annealing, removal of nonhomologous ends; resolution of meiotic recombination intermediates; double-strand break repair via homologous recombination. The transcript is spliced from 8 exons. Gene Ontology annotation, molecular function: damaged DNA binding; single-stranded DNA endonuclease activity; single-stranded DNA binding. The record is from RefSeq and is a predicted model, not a curated record.